This is a messenger RNA of Penicillium longicatenatum, 930 nucleotides long. RefSeq lists its product as uncharacterized. The transcript is spliced from 2 exons. Gene Ontology annotation, molecular function: oxidoreductase activity, acting on the CH-OH group of donors, NAD or NADP as acceptor. The record is from RefSeq and is a predicted model, not a curated record. NCBI's taxonomy places the organism in Eukaryota, Fungi, Ascomycota, Eurotiomycetes, Eurotiales, Aspergillaceae. The coding region runs from base 1 to 930 and encodes 309 amino acids.
AUGAAUACGCCCACGCUGAAUCUCCCGUCCACUAUACUCCUAGGAGCAUUCGGAAGCUCUCUUCUAGCUUACCUCCUCCACAGGAAGCUUACGAAGUUGGUGCUAAACAACUUUCAACAAUCGGAGAAAUGGGACCCAGAAAAUGAACUGGUCCUGUUGACUGGCGGCACAAGCGGAAUUGGAAAACAACUAGCUGAAGACCUUUCUAAUCAACGACUCCGCGUGAUAGUACUCGACAUCCAGACCCCAAACUACCCGCUUCCCCGCAACGUGAUUUUCUACAAGGCAGACAUCACCUCUUCCAAGGAACUCGCCGAAGUCGCCUGCCUGAUCAAGACAGAACACGGCGAUCCAACAAUUUUAAUCAACAACGCCGGGAUCUUCGAACAUGGAACAAUCCUCGAGAAAACAGAGGAAAAGAUCCGACGAACAUACGAAGUCAACAAUCUUGCUCAUUACCUAUUGAUAAAGGAGUUUCUCCCGUACAUGAUCCGGGAGAACCGCGGCCACGUCAUCACAGUCGCUAGCGUUGCUAGCUUCGUAGCCGUGGGCGAGAUGGUCGAUUAUUGUUGUUCGAAAGCUGGAGCCCUUGUGUUUCACGAGGGGUUGAGGCAAGAGUUGAAGUAUUGGUAUAAUGCGCCGAAUGUGCGGACGAGCAUCAUUCAUCCACUUUGGGUUGGGACGCCCAUGAUCAAGGGUUUCACAGACCACCAAUCCCACUUUGGACAACCCAUCAUGUCUCCGAAGGUUGUCUCGGGUGUUAUAGUUGAGCAAAUCAUGUCAAGGAGGAGCGGACAGAUUAUUCUUCCUAGACAUCUUUCGAUAGCGGGGUCUAUUCGGGCGGCUCCGAUGUGGCUACAGGAGAUGAUUCGACCGGUCUUUUCCAAGAUUGUCCGACGGGUGAGGAAUAUGCGCGAUCCGAUGGACUGA